AUGGAGAGUUUAAAGGGGAACAGAUUCUUCACAGAUGGAAAUAUUCUGAAACCAAAGAUACCUGACCUAACGAAUCAGAAACCAAAGAGAGCUGACAUUCCGAAUGAGAAACCAAAGACAACUGACAUAGCGAAUCAGAAACCAGAGAUAGCUGACAUAGCGAAUCAGAAACCAGAGAUAGCUGACAUAGCGAAUCAGAAACCAGAGAUAGCUGACAAACCAAAGAUAACUGACAUAGCGAAUCAGAAACCAGAGAUAGCUGACAUAGCGAAUCAGAAACCAGAGAUAGCUGACUUACCGAAUCAGAGACAAGAGAUAACUGAUUUAGCGAAUCAGAGACAAGAGAUAACUGACUUAGCGAAUCAGAAACCAGAGAUAGCUGACAUAGCAAAUCAGAAACCAGAGAUAGCUGACAUAGCGAAUCAGAAACCAAAGAUAGCUGACAUAGCGAAUCAGAAACCAGAGAUAGCUGACAUAGCGAAUCAGAAACCAGAGAUAGCUGACUUACCGAAUCAGAGACAAGAGAUAGCUGACUUAGCGAAUCAGAAACCAGAGAUAGCUCACUUACCGAAUCAGAAACCAGAGAUAACUGACUUACCGAAUUAG
Molecule: messenger RNA, 606 nt
Organism: Ylistrum balloti
Lineage: Eukaryota; Metazoa; Mollusca; Bivalvia; Pectinida; Pectinidae
Product: protein IWS1 homolog
Exons: 3
Coding region: 1-606 (201 amino acids)
Source: RefSeq, a predicted model, not a curated record